Molecule: messenger RNA, 498 nt
Organism: Metarhizium robertsii ARSEF 23
Lineage: Eukaryota; Fungi; Ascomycota; Sordariomycetes; Hypocreales; Clavicipitaceae
Product: WD repeat domain-containing protein
Exons: 1
Coding region: 1-498 (165 amino acids)
Source: RefSeq, a predicted model, not a curated record
AUGGCACAAAAAGAUGAAGACAAAACGGCCCGCGAACUAAACCAGGAGAGGGAAUAUAUACAGGAGGAUAUCAUGAUCGCUAGGCGAAAAAGAGCCAAGGCAGUUGCCGACAAAAUACAUAAAGAGGUUGAUCGGGCACGCACCGAAAAGGAGUGUUGCAUGGCAUAUAAGAAACUCCUAGAAGAGGAGCAGAAGAAAGAAAGUGAGCAGAUCAAAGCAUAUGAGCUUUGCAGAGCAAAUGGCGGACUGUGGCCAGAUACCGCAGAGUGGACGAAAUACCGUGAAAAAAUACACGAAAUCGAGGGUCGAAUGAUAAAACUCGAUGGGCUAUUGGAGGCAUACAAUCGGAUGAUACCGCGAUGUGCCUGGGCCCAAAAUAUGGCUCAAGAUGUGUGUGAUGAAUUGGAGAAUGAUCUUGAUGAAUUGAUCCAACGAAGGGAACAACUCAACGAACUUUUAACGACCGCCAGGGAGGCACCCGAUAGUGAUGACGACUAG